UUGCCUCACGAACUAAGCUUUACCUGAAGUCUUUGUACCUUAAUAUCUAGUGAUGAUCAUGAAGCACCUUGGCAUUCUCUUGCUGACUGUCACAUUGGUGGCUGCAGCUAUCCUGCCAGCUGGUGGUGACGCUGGAGGUGCCCUGUAUGCAACUAACAACCAUGUCUCGGCUUUUGGACUCGUUGACAGCCUCAACCAAACUCAACUCCCCGGACCCAGCCGUGAUCUCAACUGCAGCACCAAGCGUUGCAACAAGGACAGAGACUGCAUUGGCGAUUGCACCAAAUGUUCGAGCCAUGAAUGCGUCUACAAAUUCAUCAACGAUGAAGAUGUGUGUAGAAGAAAGUGUCAGAGCAAUGCAGACUGCGAGUCCCCUUGUGAAUAUUGCUUGGUGAUCAAGGAAAUCUGCUACACUUCGGUGAAUAUUGCUCAUUCAUUUCCAGACGGGUAUCCCCCCAAGAGAGACAUAUUGACCAGGGAUGACAAACCGAUGGCCGAUCUCCUGGAGGCCGACACCACUCUUGGUGACGAUAAUUUUCCCGAGAAACACGUCUAGAGGGUAUUGGUAAUUGCCAGUGAAUCUGCAACCGGUGUAUCGAAUACAAGGUUUGCAGGUCUGUGUGGUCCCAAGAGCUGUCUAGAUGCCCCUUCAUAACGUCUCCGGGUCUUGAUAAGCCUGGUUUGGCCUCGUAACCGUUCGUUUCAGCGUUGAUCUCGGCAGUGCAAGCUGAUGCCGGUGCUGGACACUGGUACUAGCGCAAGGCAUAAUAAUGAGAUUUGGCGACUACGGAUUGACUGCGAAUGGUAGAAUCAAGCAUUAAUGACUAGAAAUGAAUAAAAGCCAUGGUUCAUCAGG
This is a messenger RNA of Penicilliopsis zonata CBS 506.65, 856 nucleotides long. RefSeq lists its product as hypothetical. The transcript has 4 exons. NCBI's taxonomy places the organism in Eukaryota, Fungi, Ascomycota, Eurotiomycetes, Eurotiales, Aspergillaceae. Bases 53 to 556 code for a protein of 167 amino acids. The record is from RefSeq and is a predicted model, not a curated record.